AUGCUAUGUUCUUACAGAGUUGUGACUAGUUCUCACAUGCUUUUGAUUGGCUCUGACAUACUUGUGACUGGUUCUCACAUGCCUGUGACUGGUUCUGACAUACUUGUGACUGGUUCUUACAGGUUUGUGACUGGUUAUUACAUGCCUGUGACUGGUUCUUACAGGUUUGUGACUGGUUCUUACAUGUCUGUGACUGGUUCUGACAUACUUUUGACUGGUUCUUACAUGUUUGUGACUGGUUCUUACAUGCCUGUGACUGGUUCGUACAUGUCUGUGACUGGUUCUGACAUACUUUUGACUGGUUCUUACAGGUUUGUGACUGGUUCUUACAUGCUUGUGACUGGUUCUUAA
Molecule: messenger RNA, 351 nt
Organism: Saccoglossus kowalevskii
Lineage: Eukaryota; Metazoa; Hemichordata; Enteropneusta; Harrimaniidae
Source: RefSeq, a predicted model, not a curated record